AACAAACUUCGCGUGUAUGGCAGAUACCUACACCUCAAUAGUCGAUAUUUUAAGGAAGAAAAGUCGUUCAAUCUUAUCAGAGUUAGAAAAGAAUUCCAGGCUCGUUGAGGAUGGAAUAAGGAAAUUGAAAAUAAAGAGCGUGAAUUCCUGCAGGGGCUGCAUCUCGGAGGCCUCGCCAUCCUGGAAGAUUCGCAACGAUUCGACAGGUGUGAAUGACCUUCUCAACCCUUCGAACCGAGACAUGACAGUCGGUGGAAGAAUUCUCAUCUCCUCAAAACGCCCGGGGCUUUCCUUGGGCCCGAGAAAACCGGUUCCCGGAUGUUACUGCACUCGGAGACCCAAGAAAGUUCGAUACAGAUCGGUGAACACGAUUUGCAGACCCAUUGAGCCUUGCCACUACUGCAGAAAUCAUACCGAUGGACUUUCCAUCCUCCAGGAUGGACUGGAAGCUCCUGAAGCACCAGUGUCUCCAGCCCUGAGUAAUGAGACCCUGCAGAAGGUCCAGAGCAUUAGGUACACUCCGAGGUCAGAAUUCCUCAGGAAAGUUCAGCGAAAAGUGUCCGAACAGUCGAUCCAGGAAAUCAGACCAGAACAUUCUCCAGGUUCUCACUCAUUACCACAAUCAUCACGUACUCUGAAUAUAAAUCAAGAACAGAAUGGAAUACGUGAGACGAGAGAGUCUGGAGGUGCAUCCAGUGAAAAAAUUAAAAGAGCCGGUGCAUAUCGGGAGAGAAAUCAGCGAAAUGGAGUCGUAAAUAUUGCGAACGACUCGACAAUAACAGAUUCCCAUCCGAGGGAAUUAAUAGAAGUCCCAGUUCAGGUUCACAGGUCAGACACUUCAUCAAUCACUCCAGAACUGCAUGACUCUGAUGACGUAAUGAUCGAUAGAUCUCGUAAAUCUAAAAGUUCUUCUAGAAUACAUCAAAGAGAGUUUUCCCCGGAAAUUGAAACAAUUUUACCCUCGAGGGUUUUCCAUAAAUCAAAAAGUAUCGCGAAGAAAACGAUAAGUUCGACGAAACGUGAUGAUAAGGGGAAGGAGCACAAAAGGGAUAAGUCGAGGGGAAAGAGUGAAGUCGUGAGAACUUUGAGUCAAAAAAGUUGUCAUGACGUAUGUUGUGAAGUGAAUGAGAGGCGAAGGAGUUUAAAAAAAUCCAGGGAAUGCUGUCGUCACGAUGAAUAUUGUCUCUCAUGUUUGGCAUCAGGAGUGAUUCCCCUGGAUGAGGACAGGCAGACGCGAGAGCUGAGAAAAUUCAGAGAGAAGAAUUAUUUUGAUACACACGAAUCUAGUCAGGCUAUUUCCAUAUCUGAGUCGUCAGGAUCACUUGAGCAAUUUGAAUUGAACAGUCGACUUUUUCCUGAACCCGUGGGACGGAUAUCCAAAGACAAUAUCAUGGUGUCCAUGCCAGUCUGUGCAACCACCCAGAUGAAGAGGAUUCACUACUUUCCUAGGAGCAUUGUGAGGGAGGGCAAGAAGUCCAUUGAUAAUUCCUCGAAGAAGAGACACAAGGGUUGCCCCCUCACUGGUCAUGCUAUCGAUCUGGGAGUCCUGAAAACUCCAUGUCCAGCUAAUAGUCUGGCCCUCAAACACCAGAAGGGCGUUGUUUAAUUUUAUCAAGUGAUGAAUUCCGACAUAAAAUUAUAAAAUCGAUAAUUCCAGAGAAAACUCAAUAUUCAUC
This is a messenger RNA of Fopius arisanus, 1676 nucleotides long. RefSeq lists its product as uncharacterized. Lineage: Eukaryota; Metazoa; Arthropoda; Insecta; Hymenoptera; Braconidae. Bases 17 to 1606 code for a protein of 529 amino acids. The transcript has a single exon. The record is from RefSeq and is a predicted model, not a curated record.